AUGACCGUCGGCUCCUUUCGCAAUUCUACUGUAAGUCUUGAGCGAGGAAGUGUUCUUCGAAUCCUGGACUCGAAGAGUGAGAUCGACCAGAAGAUUAUUGCUGAUGCACCACAACUAAGUGCCUUUCUCUCUGAGGACUCCAAAACGCGCUUUGACGAUGUCUUGAGUGGCUUGGACGCUUUGGGCAUCACUUAUCGGCACAAUCCACGCCUCGUGAGAGGACUGGAUUAUUACAGCAAUACGGUGUUCGAAUUCGUUGAAAAGCCUGACGCAGAGCAAGCAACUGGUGGUGGUAUUGCGGUCCUAGCUGGCGGCUGCUACGAUGGACUGGCGGAGUCAUUAGGAGGACCAGCGACGGCUUGUGUGGGCUGGGCUGCUGGAGUUGAUCGACUGAACCUUCUCCGUGACAAACCGACCAAGGCAAUGUGCUCCGUUGCGAUCGUCCCUGUGCUCGCUGGCGAUACUUCGAAACAUGUGCUUCACGAAGCUAUGCGUGUCGCGCAGACGCUUCGUCAGCGUGGUCUGACAGUUCACUUCUGUCAUGGGAAGGGCAAUAUGAAAAAGCAAAUGAAGGCUGCUGAGCGCUACGGUAGCACUCACGCUGUGAUCCUGGGUGGAGCAGAAGUGGAGCAGCAAAUCGUAAAGGUGAAGAACCUCGACAAGCGUGAGGAGGUUGAAGUGACAAUGGAGGAACUGAGCAGCUUUGUGCUCUAUUGAACUUGCGACGUCAAUGGCACGUGCACAAGCCAACGUUAGAAAACAUCAAUAGACGGCGAUGU
Molecule: messenger RNA, 779 nt
Organism: Phytophthora infestans T30-4
Lineage: Eukaryota; Oomycota; Peronosporomycetes; Peronosporales; Peronosporaceae
Product: histidyl-tRNA synthetase, putative
Exons: 6
Coding region: 1-717 (238 amino acids)
Biological process (GO): histidyl-tRNA aminoacylation
Cellular component (GO): cytoplasm
Molecular function (GO): histidine-tRNA ligase activity
Source: RefSeq, a predicted model, not a curated record